AUGGAUCCUUUGUUUUACGAUGAUUUGGAAUACGGUUCUUCAUUACUUCAAUCACCAAUCGCUAAAAAAGACCUUUACACAACACUGAAUGAAAAGUUGCAUGGAACAACAAAAGACAACAAAGAGCGGAAUGUAAAUGGAAAUACAAAGAGCAGUAAUUUGGAGAUGAAAAGUAUUUUGAAGAAGAGUAAUCACAUUAAAUAUGAUGGUUAUUACACACCAACCACUCUACACUAUCAAUGCAAUCAUAUGGAUUAUAAGCCAAAUUGUUUCAAUCGUAUAAUUCGUCCAUGUGUAGCAGAAUUUAUUGCUGUAUUCUUAUGUAUUUUCAUUGGAAAAGUGAUGGAAAAUGAGUUGGUAGUACAUAUCAUAUCGUCAAGCACUGAACGAAUCAUUCUGCAAGCUCUUGUCGAUUCAGUGGUUAUGUUUGCCAUGGUUAUGGCUUUUCAAACCGUACAUUUGAAUCCGGUGAUUACCUUGGCUGAAUUCUUUGCACUCACCACUGCUUGGCCCAUGUGUUGCGCUAUGGUCAUCAUGCAAAUGCUUGGCUCUGUGACUGCUGUUGCUGGUUUUGCGGCGCUUCGGGCUGGUGAUUCAGAACUGCAGAUGCCCACAAUUAUACCUGGUAUUACCGUUGAUCGCAUAGGUGCUGCGUACCGUUUAGUCUUUUCUCAAUUUAUUGGUACUUUGUUAGUCGUCAUUACUCAUCUCCUCAUUACUACACGAACAGGUUUUGGGUUGACAGCUUUGGCACGGCCUGGACAUACUCCUCUCUCUGUUGUUGCCGCUGUGUUUGUUGCAUCAUUACUGUGUUUGCUGAAUUCAACCAUCGGAUGGAAUCCUUUACUAGCAUUUGCAUUAGCAAGCUAUAGUAGCAUUGACUGCAAUUUUCGACCUCUACAAAUGCAAGGGAUAUUCUGGAUUGGACCUUGUUUGGCCUCUCUUUUUGCAUGUUUCCUAUACAGAUUAUUGUUCGCUGCUAAGGAAUCUCGUUUGAUAAAAUGCACCGCGUGGAGUGGAAGUGAUCGCUUGUAGCCGUUGUUUUAAAAACAGUUAAUUCACUCAGUUACCUGUUUUUUGCCAUAUUUAUCUGUUGCUUUAACUCCCAAUUUCGGAAAUAUUUUUAUUCAUUUCGAAUAUGGUUGAAAAAUAAAAAGGAUCAAAG
Loa loa (African eye worm) is the source of this 1165-nucleotide messenger RNA. RefSeq lists its product as hypothetical. The transcript is spliced from 7 exons. The record is from RefSeq and is a predicted model, not a curated record. NCBI's taxonomy places the organism in Eukaryota, Metazoa, Nematoda, Chromadorea, Rhabditida, Onchocercidae. Gene Ontology annotation, molecular function: water channel activity. Bases 1 to 1035 code for a protein of 344 amino acids. Gene Ontology annotation, biological process: transmembrane transport. Gene Ontology annotation, cellular component: plasma membrane.